GUACUGGGAUCUGUGUUGGUAAAAUGGCGGAAAGUUGACAUUUCAAUUUCUGUAACAACUAGUGUUAAAUUCAAGAUGUAAUUCAGUUAACGCCUAGAAAACUACGACCUAUUUUAUACUAAUGGUCAAAUAACUUAAAGAUGAUGUUCUGCUGGGGCAAGAACUAUGAUGGACAGUUAGGCCUUCCGGACACCAAUGAUAAAUUUGUAAGUCGGCCGAGAACAAGUCGCAAAAACUAUWUGCCACUAUGGGUGUCUUGUGGAUGGCAACACACUGCUUUUCUGACAAAAGAUGGAAUGAUAAAGACCUGUGGCUGUAAUGAAUAUGGACAGCUCGGCAAAGAAAAAGGAGGAAGCAAUCCCGAGGUUGUGAUGGCUCUGGAAACACACACAAUAAAUCAGGUAGCAUGCGGACAGAAUCAUACAGCAGCUGUCAGUGACCAAGGACUGGUGUUUACAUGGGGRUCUAACUCCAAUGGACAGUUGGGACUUGGCAAGCUUGCUGGACAGAUGAUGGCUAGACCAAAGAUUAUAAAACAGCUUACAAGAAUGACAAUUGUACAAUUAGCAUGUGGUGCUAAUCACUGUAUAGCAAUGUCUAGAGGUGGUCAUCUGUUUUCUUGGGGCUACAAUUCGCAUGGUCAGUUGGGUCUAGGUACUGUAGAUGAUCAAUAUGACCCUUGCUUAGUGUCAUCCUUACAAGGUAUUCCUUUUGCACUCAUCAAUGCUGGAGGGCAGCAUACCUUUGCACUCACAACAUCAGGGGCAUUGUUUGCCUGGGGUAGUAAUGAUUUUGGCCAACUUGGUGUAAAUGACUUCAAAGACCGUAACAUGCCAACACUUCUACGUUCUCUGAGGUCUCAACAUGUUGUAUAUGUAGCUUGUGGUGAGGAUCACACUGCUGUGUUGACUGCGGACGGUGGUGUGUUUACAUUUGGAUGUGGGACUUCAGGACAAUUAGGACAUAAUUCCAAUGCUCAUGAACACACUCCUAAAAGGGUUUUCGAUUUGAUGGGUAGUGUUGUGACUCAAAUAGAUUGUGGCAGAUCUCACACUUUAGCAUUUGUUCCUUCAUCCAACAAAGUGUACUCAUUUGGUAAGGGCGAUAGUGGGCAACUUGGUACUAAUUCCGCAGAAAGUAGUAAUGGCUGUUUGYCAGUCAAAGGACCCUGGAUUCAUGAGAGAAAUGCCAUGGCAACAGAGGAAAUUUAUUACAAAAUCUUAAGAGUUUCUGCUGGUGGGGACCAUUGUUUUGUGACAGCCAUUGAAAAUGGCAGUGACAAUGUUGAUAGUCCCAAUGUCAACAAACCAUCAAUAGAAGCAUUACUGAUUUUGACCAAAMCCUUUGCUGAAGACUUGGUAAAGCAAGCAUCACUUGGAACAGACACAAGGGACAUAUUUGAGAUUUUAGAAACCAUAUUUUCUUCACAAGCUUGUUUAAAUGGCUCUUUUUAUGACAGUGAAUUAACAGAGGGGAUCAGUUCACGGAUUCAUGGAGUGGAUUUGACAGCCUUAACAAAGUCUUUCGUUCUGUUUGAAACCAUUCCAAGUGAUAACCUUAAAAGUCUUAUAUUGUCAUCCAUUGCUGACCACCUCCUUCCUUCAAUGCUUCAACAACAACCCCCAGAUAUUGAGGCCUUACGAGUCUACCUCAUGUUACCUGAACUACAGUUAAUUCUGAGGAGAAAGUGUUUUAAUAAUGUAGUAGUUCCUUUUGCAAAAUGUAUUUUGAGGUUAAAGUCAGAAGCUCUCAGAGUAUUGAGUCGAUGGUGGUCAAYUUUGCCAUCAAGCUAUUUUUCUAAUGUGCUUAAGAUGUUUCAAGGAUCUGUUAGGUUUCUUCUAGGCAUGUCUCCGCAAGCUACUAUAGAUGAAUUUCAGCGUCGACAAUCAGCACUUGCAGCCUGUAUGGAGGUCCUCUCUCAACUAAACAAAGUUAACAUAAGUGUCGAGGAAAUCGUUCCCUUCAAACAAUUUUACCUGCCAGAAAUCCAGGAAAAUGUUGACAUAAGAGCUGAUUAUUUCAACUGGAUACAGAAUGAGAAUACCUUYUCAUUUUGCCGUUUCCCAUUUGUCUUUGAUGCAAGUGCUAAAGCAUCAUUAUUGCAGGCAGAUGCUGUAAUGCAAAUGCAGUUUGCAGUAGAUGAAGUCCACAGGCGUAAUGUCCAGUCUAUGUUAUCAUUUACACCGUCCAAUCCCAUCCAUCCUUGUUUGAUAAUACUAGUGCACAGAGAAAAUAUUGUUCAAGACACACUUAACCAGAUCACCAAACUAAGUCCUGUCGACCUGAAAAAGCCUCUCAAGGUCAUUUUUGUUAAUGAAGAAGCAGUUGAUGCCGGAGGUGUAAGAAAGGAAUUUUUUCUGCUGUUAUUAACAGAAGUGCUAGAUCCUAAAUAUGGCAUGUUUACAUACUAUGAAGAGUCACGUACAAUCUGGUUUAAUGAUCUGACUUUUGAAGAAAGCCCAAUGUUUCUCCUUAUCGGUGUAAUAUGUGGUCUUGCCAUCUAUAAUUCUACCAUCAUUGACCUCAAGUUUCCUCCAGUUUUAUAUAAGAAACUCUUGCACAGACCUGCAACUCUUGAAGAUUUGAAAACGUUUCAGCCUUCAGUAGCAAGGAACUUACAUUACCUUCUAAAUUAUCCUGAUGAUAAUGUAGAAGAAACAUUUGAACUUAACUUCCAGAUUCUUCGUGAGAAGUAUGGUGUCAUUGAAAAAAUUGACCUUAUUCCAAAUGGAGGGAGUGUUAACGUAACUGCUGAAAAUAGGCAGCAAUAUGUAAAUUCUUAUAUGGACUACUAUCUAAACAAGUCCGUUGAAAAGCAGUUCCAGGCUUUCGCAUCUGGUUUUCACCGUGUAUGUGGUGGAAGGGUCCUGGAAUUCUUUCAUCCUCAAGAGCUGAUGGAAAUGGUCAUUGGCUGUCAAGACUAUGACUUUACAGUUCUCGAAAAAGUGGCUGAGUAUAAAGGCGAAUAUCAUAAAAACCAUCAAGUCAUUAGGAACUUCUGGGAAGUAUUUUAUGAAUUCCCCGAGGAUAUGAAAAAGAAAUUUUUAGCUUUCUUAACAGGAAGUGACAGAGUGCCGAUCCUUGGAAUGGAAAGCAUGCAGAUAAUAAUUCAACCCGUGGCUGGUGGAGAACACGGAGAGCAUCUACCCGUUGCCCACACAUGUUUUAAUUUGCUAGAUCUACCUCGAUAUCCCACUAAACAAAUUAUGAAGACUAAACUCAGCCAGGCUGUUCAAUAUUCCACGGGAUUUGGUCUUGCAUAAUAUACCGCAUAAUGUUAUAGUUAUUUUGUUUACUGCACCCUAAUAAAUAAAAUUGUACGUCCAUGUAUCCUCAGAUAUUCUGCAAAGCUGUCAAAUCGCACUAUCAGGCUUACUUUUCAUAUGAUCGUCUCAAUCACCUUAAAAUACGUUUUGGAUUAUUGUUAAUUCCCUUGAUAAAACAAUCUCGUACCCCGAGGCUUCGUUUUCCUGGCUGGCGCCGAAAACGUAAGACUGCCAUAUGUGUCGACGGCGAUGGUCAAGAAAAACGAAGGCUCGGGUACGAGAUUGUUCAUGAAACACAAAGAAUUCAAAUACGCGUUUUCGAGUGAUUUCGAUCCGAACAAUUGUAUGGACACAAAGCCUAAUACACACCUGUGUAGAAGGGUUUGGUGAGAGGAACAACGGCGGUUUCGAAACGUCUGUACAUACAUUGAAUAAAAAAACAUUUGCCCUUG
Exaiptasia diaphana is the source of this 3718-nucleotide messenger RNA. RefSeq names its product probable E3 ubiquitin-protein ligase HERC4. The coding region runs from base 141 to 3263 and encodes 1040 amino acids. NCBI's taxonomy places the organism in Eukaryota, Metazoa, Cnidaria, Anthozoa, Actiniaria, Aiptasiidae. The transcript has 30 exons. Gene Ontology annotation, molecular function: ubiquitin-protein transferase activity. The record is from RefSeq and is a predicted model, not a curated record.